Messenger RNA from Cajanus cajan (pigeon pea), 1618 nucleotides. Its product is annotated as Acyl-carrier-protein S-malonyltransferase. The record is from RefSeq and is a predicted model, not a curated record. Lineage: Eukaryota; Viridiplantae; Streptophyta; Magnoliopsida; Fabales; Fabaceae. Gene Ontology annotation, molecular function: [acyl-carrier-protein] S-malonyltransferase activity.
GUUUGCCUAGUUGUGGUCAUCCAGCUUAUGAGUUAUGAGUAUGAUGAAGAUGGGUGAUGAUAGCAGUGAAGUAGUAGGCCGUUUCGAAAGGCGAAAUUUCUAAUAACUAAACAAACAGCGUCUAACGUCUUGUGUUGUAUUCUCCGCCUUCACACAUAUGAAAUGCAAGCUCUGAUUCACCAUUCCCUUUUCCUUCGCACCACUUCUUCUACGACUCCGCUCUCCGCCAUGGCUCCCUCCCUCGCUCUCCCUUCCGCUCCCUUCCUCGCCCCUUCCGCCGAUGCCGGAGCCACCCUCUCUCUCCCUCGAUCUAGGGUUUCCAUGUCCCUCUCCGCCGGAUCUCAGGCCUCCCUUCACAACGCUCUCUUCGCCGAUUACAAGGCCUCCACUUCCUUCCUCUUCCCCGGCCAGGGCGCCCAAGCUGUUGGAAUGGGGAAGGAAGCUCAGAAUGUGCCUGCUGCUGCGGGUUUGUUCAGCAAGGCCAAUCAGAUAUUGGGGUUUGAUCUUCUUGAUGUAUGCGUCAAUGGGCCCAAAGAAAAGCUUGAUUCGACUGUUAUUAGCCAGCCUGCUAUUUAUGUCACAAGUCUUGCUGCUGUAGAGCUGCUUCGUGCACGUGAAGGAGGCCAGCAGAUUAUUGACUCAGUUGAUGUUACAUGUGGUUUAAGCCUGGGAGAGUAUACUGCUCUAGCAUUUGCUGGGGCUUUCAGCUUUGAAGACGGACUCAAGUUGGUCAAACUAAGGGGUGAGGCCAUGCAGGAUGCUGCUGAUGCUGCUAAAAGUGCCAUGGUUAGUGUGAUAGGACUGGAUUCAGAGAAGGUCCAACAAUUGUGUGAUGCAGCCAAUCAGGAAGUUCCUGAAGCUGAGAAGGUUCAGAUUGCAAAUUUCCUGUGUCCAGGAAACUAUGCUGUCUCUGGAGGAUUAAAAGGAGUAGAAGUGCUGGAAUCCAAGGCAAAAUCUUUCAAGGCUCGAAUGACAGUGCGCCUAGCUGUUGCUGGUGCUUUCCACACUAGCUUUAUGGAACCAGCUGUGUCAAGAUUGGAAGCAGCAUUGGCAGCAACAGAAAUCAGAACCCCAAGAAUACCAGUCAUCUCCAAUGUGAAUGCACAGCCACAUACAGAUCCCGACACAAUAAAGAAGAUAUUGGCACGUCAGGCUACUUCACCGGUUCAAUGGGAAACAACAGUGAAGACUCUUCAAAACAGGGGUCUGAAGAAAAGCUAUGAACUGGGUCCCGGAAAGGUUAUUGCUGGAAUCAUCAAAAGAAUGGACAAAGGCGCUGAUGUUGAAAAUAUUGGUGCUUAAGAAGGCAAAAUGUACCUUGCUCCUUCUGCGGCUUCCAAUGAACAAAACUAAUAUAUAACAUUUUUUCAGAGCAAGGAGCAGCUACAUUCAGAUUUUAGUGCCAGUUUUGAAGUUAAAUUAUAAUUCACGAAUUGACAUUAUUAUGUACGAGUUAGAUAAGUGAUUGUACUCGGCCCUAGAAUUUUCUUUUUUUGUAAUCUUAUAAAAUGUGUCUUGGGAGUUAACUAAGCUCUAUGCUUCUCUGUACCAAACAUGGCUUUUACUUUUAGCCUUUACGUAGGCUUCACAAUAAUUGAAAGAAACAAUAUUUCCCAUA